CGUCUGAGAGGCUCUUCUAUUUCAUCCUUCAGAUUUCGGCUGUUAUUUAGGCUCCACCGUUCCCGCCAGUGGGCUGUGGUUUGGUCGGAGAGAUUUAAUGAUUCCGCCAGUAAAAGGCUAAUUUACAUAAUAAGUACAUAUUUAAUGAUUGCGCGCGGGAAUGCGCGGGGGCUGAAGUGAAUCUUGGAGAGAGAAUUGAGUCCAGGCGUAUGUUGAUUACUUUCGUUCUUUCUUUCACUAUGCAUGAGCUUUAUUAGUUGGUACUUUUGUCCACAUCUUUGGUUUUGCGGUCGGUCUUUUGUAGUUCACACAUGACAAACUUCACGUCACUUCACUUCAUUUUCCAGACUUAUGAGCCGGCAUGUAGUGAGGCGCUUUAACCCCCCUCCUCUCGCUUCCCCUCCCAGACACACACACACACACACACGCACACACACACACACACGCACGCACGCACACACACACUGUGCAGCUCGGCUAGUCACAGCGCGCAGAGCCGUACCUCAUAUUUGGAUUUUCGCUUAACGCGAGGAUACAGCUGCGAAUUUGACAGACGGCUGGGAUUGCCAUCACUCGCCGAUAACUCUCGCGCUCUUCCCUCCAGGUCCCCGCGCUCAGCUGAGGGGGCUUGCCUGACCGAGAGCGUUAAAGGGUUGCCAUGGAGCCCACGUACUCCCUGACGGCGCACUAUGACGAGUUCCAGGAAGUGAAGCACGGCGGUCGCUAUAGCAGCGGAACCCUUAGCAACGGCCUGGCGCUGCAGCUGGGCGGGUCCCUGGAGAGAGGGGCAGCCCGGGCCCAUGGGAGGGGCCAGAAGGUGGUGGGCGUGUCGGGUGGGUGGAGCCGGCGGGAGAUGUGCUUGCUGUCUGCGCUGGUGUUUGCUGCUGGUGUGGGGGGUUAUCCAUGUGCAUGCUCACGCUUGUUCAUCUCCCACUUUGAAACCAGCACUGAUGCUGGCUGUCAGAUGACUUCGCGGAGGAGGAGGCGGAGCCUGUUAUGGGCAAGGGCCGUCCAAUCAAAUAUCGAUGCCAGCGUCCCGCCCUGUCAGGACUUCUACAGCUUCGCGUGCGGAGGGUGGCUCCGUCGUCAUGGGAUACCGGAGGACAAACUCAGCUACGGCAUCAUCAGCGCCAUCGGAGAGCAGAAUACUCUCAAGCUCCAGAAACUCCUGAUGCAACCCAUCCGACGCACACACACACACAGCGCCGAGAGGAAGGUGAAGGCCUUUUAUCGCUCCUGCAUCAACAUCCAUGAUAUUGACCGUCUGGGGGCGGGGCCUAUGCUGGAGGUGAUUGACAGCUGUGGUGGGUGGGACCUGUCCUCGGCCCCUCCCCCGGGGGCAGGGUGGGAGCGGGCGUCGGGUGCGGCAUGGCCCGACUUUAACGAGAUGCUCUUUAGGACCCAGGGCCUCUACAGCACCUCCGUCUUCUUCUCCCUCACCGUCAACGUGGACGACAAGAACUCCUCACGCAACGCCAUCCGGAUUGACCAAGAGGGGUUAACAUUGCCUGAAAGGACUCUAUACCUGGGACAGGAUGAGGAUAGUGUGAAGAUCCUGGCUGCGUAUAAGGCCCUGAUGGAGCGGUUCUGCUACAUGCUGGGAGCGCAGAACGCCACGCAGAAAUCACGCGAGAUCAUCCAGCUAGAGACACGUCUCGCCAACAUUACACUGUCAGACUUUGAUGACCAGAGGAAGGAUAUUAGCAGCAUGUACAACCGUAUCACGCUUGACCAACUACAGUCCAUGGCACCUGGUUUGCACUGGAAGAAGUUGCUGGAGCGCAUCUUCCAGGAGAGUUUCUCAGAGGAUGAGGAGAUUGUGGUGCUGGCCACAGACUACCUGCAGAAGGUCUCGGACAUCAUCAAAACCACCUCCAAAAGGGUGCUCCAUAACUACAUGCUGUGGCGGGUGGUCGCUGCGCUGAGCGAGCACCUCUCUACGGCUUUCCGGAGCAGCAUCCACGAGUUCUCGCGGGAGAUCGACGGCACGGAGCGCCAGAUGGAGCUGGGACGCCUCUGCCUCUCGCAGGCCAACAAGCACUUCGGCAUGGCGCUCGGAGCCCUCUUUGUCCAGGAGCACUUCCCCACGCACAGCAAGGCCAAGGUCCAGGAGCUGGUAGAAGAUAUCAAACAUGCUUUGGACAUCAGACUACAGGAGCUAGACUGGAUGGAUGAACCCACAAGAGAAGCUGCCAGAGCCAAGUUGCAGAACAUGAUGUGAUGUUUGCAUCCAGACUAUCUGCUCAAACCAGAACUGAUAGAUCGGGAGUAUGGGUUUGAAGUGAAUGAGAAGACCUACCGAACAGAUCCUGAACAGACCGCAAUAUUGAUCUCUAAUCAAGAAAAAUACACAAGGGAGGUGGACAAGUGGCUUCUUCCACCCCAAGCACUGAAUGCAUAUUAUCUACCUAACAAGAAUCAGAUGGUCUUUCCUGCAGGUAUACUCCAGCCUACUCUCUAUGACCCUGAAUUCCCACAGUCCCUGAACUUUGGAGGCAUUGGAUCCAUCAUUGGACAUGAACUCACACAUGGAUACGAUGACUGGGGGGGGCAGUAUGAUCGCUAUGGCAACCUCAAGCAGUGGUGGACAGAGGCGUCGUACAGAAAGUUCCAAAAGAAGGCAGAGUGCAUCAUCAAACUCUACGAUAACUUUACCGUCUACAACCAGAGAGUCAAUGGGCGUCUAACUCUGGGAGAGAACAUUGCUGAUCUGGGUGGACUGAAGCUGUCCUACUAUGCCUAUCAGAAGUGGGUGAGAGAUCAUGGUCCAGAGAGGCCCCUACCUGGUCUCAAGUACACACACCAACAACUGCUCUUCAUCGCCUUUGCUCAGAACUGGUGCAUGAAGCGGCGAUCCCAGUCAAUAUACCUGCAGCUCCUCACAGACAAGCACGCACCUGAACACUGCAGGGUGAUUGGUAGUGUGUCUCAGUUUGAGGAGUUUGGCCGAGUGUUCCACUGCCCUCGGGAGUCUCCCAUGCACCCUGUGGCCAAGUGCUCCGUGUGGUGACCCCAGGACCAGCCCACCUCUGACCUUUCACCCCCACCGCUCCACCUUGUCGCCAUGGACACCAAUCAUCAGGGCAGCAAGAAGAAACACUGAUGGACCCACACACACACACACACACACAUUACACACACACACCACACACACACAUACACACACACACACACACUACACACCAUAUGCACAUGCACACACACACACACACACACUACACACCACAUGCACACACACACAAGAAUACUGAGAUGGGAUUUGAUGUUGAGACUGAAGGACAAAUCAGAUCAUAUUCCCACUAUACACACUACACACACACACUGCACACACACACACACUGCACACACACACACUAUACACACUGCACACACACACACUACACACCACAUGCACAAAAACACACACACUCUCACACACACACUACACAUCACAUACACGCACACAAAACUCUCUCACACACACACAGACAAGCCGGCAUGCAAACUUCUCCGUCUUGAAUCCAAAAUGGGUGACUUACAUGGUUUGUGCAGAUCCAAUGAGAAAAUAUAUAUUUAUCUAUUAGAACGCAUAUGAUAUCAGAGCCCCAUUUAAAACUUCUCUGGUCCAGCAAUGAAUGCGAGAAUGUAGCUCCUAUGCGUUUAUUAAACAUCAGUGGAAGCUAACGCAAACAGAACGCUCGCUCACGCCCGCUAUAGCCUCCAGUGCCCAAUAUUGCCCCCAAUAUAGCCCCCUGUGCCCAAUAUAGCCUCCUGUGCCCAAUACAGCCCCAAUAUAGCCUCCUGUGCCCAAUAUAGCCCCCUGUGCCCAAUACAGCCCCCUGUGCCCAAUACAGCCUCCUGUGCCCAAUAUAGCCCCCUGUGCCCAAUAUAGCCCCAAUAUAGCCUCCAGUGCCCAAUAUAGCCCCAAUAUAGCCCCCUGUGCCCAAUACAGCCCCCUGUGCCCAAUACAGCCCUCUGUGCCCAAUUAAGCCCCAAUAUAACCCCCUGUGCCCAGUAUAGCCCCCUGUCCCCCCUGUGCCCAAUAUAGCCCCUUGUGCCCAAUAUAGCCCCCUGUGCCCAAUACAGCCCUCUGUGCCCAAUUUAGCCCCAAUAUAACCCCCUGUGCCCAAUAUAGCCCCUUGUGCCCAAUAUAGCCCCCUGUGCCCAAUAGAGCCCCAAUAUAACCCCCUAUGCCCAAUAUAACCCCCUAUGCCCAAUAUAGCCCCCUGUGCCCAAUAUAGCCCCCUGUCCCCCCUGUGCCCAAUAUAGCCUCCUGUGGCCAAUAUAGCCCCCCCCUGUGCCCAAUAUAGCCUCCUGUGCUCAAUAUAGCACCCAAUAUAGCCCCCAGUGCCCAAUAUAGCCCCCUGUGCCCAAUAUAUCCUCCUGUCUGAGCGCAGAUAGAUGCGUCUGAAAUGUCAGCUGGAAUAGUGAUUAGUGAUGUCAGCUGGAAUAGUGAUGUCAGCUGGAAUAGUGAUUAGUGAUGUCAGCUGGACUAGUGAUGUCAGCUGGAAUAGUGAUGUCAGCUGGACUAGUGAUUAGUGAUCAGCUGACAUCACUAGUCAGAGCAAUAGCAUGUGUGACGUCCCUGCUUGCUGCUGGUAGUCUCUUGUCAUUACAGGUAUUGGCGGCGUGGGCGUGGCCAGCGCACCUUUUGAAGGCCCAAAAAACAGCAGCCCCACAGCCUACUUGCAGCAGGGGAACACCCGUGCCCUUUAUGCACCGGCCAGUUAGCACCAACAGGUGCGCUGGCCACGCCCACGCCGCCAAUACCUGUAAUGACAAGAGACUACCAGCAGCAAGCAGGGACGUCACACAUGCUAUUGCUCUUUAUGAAACGUGGUGUUGAUUGACAUGCUAUUGCUGUCUUUAUGAAACGUGGUGUUGAUUGACAUGUUAUUGCUCUUUAUGAAACGUGGUGUUGAUUGACAUGCUAUUGCUCUUUAUGAAACGUGGUGUUGAUUGACAUGCUAUUGCUCUUUAUGAAACGUGGUGUUGAUUGACAUGCUAUUGCUCUUUAUGAAACGUGGUGUUGAUUGACAUGCUAUUGCUCUUUAUGAAACGUUCAGUGGCCUGAUCUGCACUAGUCUGUGCAUACAGGUGCAGUUUAACAUGUCAUGUGAACACAGCUCACACUAGUCUGUGCGUACAGGUGCAGUUUAACGUGUCAUGUGAACACAGCUCACACUUUAUUGGUUGGUUAAACAAACUAACUAGCAUAAUAUCACAAUCUGUAAGUAGCCUAGGCUGCAGGUUAAAACAUUUUAAAUCUCUUUUACAAAUGAAAGCCCAGACUACCCUAUUGUAUAUAAUAAUGUUAGUCUGAAAUAGUGUGUCUCAAGCAAGUUCAUUUAUUACCUGGUUUGGUCCAACUAAUAUUCAGACUUAUCAUCCUAUCCUAAUAGUCUACUAUGAAGUGUCCAUUAGGCCUUUGAAAUCUUCAGAAAUGUCUGAUAACUUCAGGCACAAAGAAAGAAAGAAAGAAAGAAAGAAAGAAAGAAAGAAAGAGAGAAAGAAAGAGAGAGAGAGAGCUCAUGUUGAUUUGCCGAGGAGGGUGAAGCAUGCUGCAAAACGGGCCCUUCACACUUUCACAAAAGCAAUGAAGCAUUUUUAUUGAAUUUCUUUUUUUUUUCGUUGAAAAAUAGUCAUUUUGUAAAUCUCUGAUUUUGGGCUGUUUCAUACUCUAUGGAAGCUGCACUAUUGGCAACAAUGUCAUUCGCGCUUUCGCUAUGAAACGCCCAUUUCCCUCCUCACGCACCCUUCCCACCUUUUUCACCCCUGACCAGUUUGCAUGCCUGCACACCUCACACACACACACCUCACACACUGCAAGGUGGACUUAUACAUACACAUACAAACAGAUGCUCAUACACACACACACACAGACGCACAUACACACAGAUACCACACACACACACGCUCAUAUUCCAUGUUGCUCCGUAGUGGCCAUACACACACACACUCAUAUUGCUCCAUAGUGGCCACACACACAAACAUACACACACAAACACACACACACACUCAUAUUCCAUGUUGCUCCAUAGUGGCCAUACACACACACACUCAUAUUCCAUGUUGCUCCAUAGGGGCCACACACACACACACACACACUCCACUGCUCUCAGUUUGGCUGAAUGGGAAUUGAGUUUUAUUUUCCAAAAGUUCUAUUUUAUUUUUCUAUAUCUGAUCAUGAUCAUGUAGGCCUACUGUACAUAGUUUCACAUAAAGGUGUGUAAAUAUAUCGUCUGUUUGAGAGACAGAGAGAAAGUCUUAAAGACUUAAAAGGAGUCUUAAAUGGAUGAUGUGUGUGUGUGUGUUAUGAAUUAUGUAUUUGUGUUGUAUCCAUCAUUUGAUGACUGAAAAGCAUGACAGGAUGUUUUCCCCAACAACACACACACACACACACAAACGCACGCUCACACACACACACAUCACAUCACACCACACUACAUGCACGCACACAUACACACACGCGCGCACGCGCACAUACACACAUCACA
Molecule: messenger RNA, 6476 nt
Organism: Alosa alosa (allis shad)
Lineage: Eukaryota; Metazoa; Chordata; Actinopteri; Clupeiformes; Clupeidae
Gene: ecel1
Product: endothelin-converting enzyme-like 1
Exons: 20
Biological process (GO): protein processing
Cellular component (GO): plasma membrane
Molecular function (GO): metalloendopeptidase activity
Source: RefSeq, a predicted model, not a curated record